Messenger RNA from Acanthopagrus latus (yellowfin seabream), 1664 nucleotides. RefSeq lists its product as uncharacterized. NCBI's taxonomy places the organism in Eukaryota, Metazoa, Chordata, Actinopteri, Spariformes, Sparidae. Bases 479 to 1408 code for a protein of 309 amino acids. The transcript has 5 exons. The record is from RefSeq and is a predicted model, not a curated record.
AUGAUUUUCCUUAAGCCUGACUGAUGCAAGGAUGCCGCAGAGGGAACCAGGGUGAGAGAAACCGAAAGUGAAAGUGAAAGAGCGCACAGGAAAGAAACUUGCUGUUAUGUGUGUUGCCCUCACGCCCCUGACAUAUUCUACACACGCAGACAUUAAAACUGUAGCCAGACGCUGGUAUGAUGUCCAGAUGACUGUCAUCAGAUCGUUUUCAGGACGAUCUUCGCUGAUAAGCGCGUGCGUGUCGCAGUAGAAAUAGGAGCGUCUCCGGAUCUCUAGAUGACGCAGCAGCAGCGACGCCUGACGCACGUGAGAAGCGCAUCUCAUGCAUCCAGCGUGUCCAGCCUGUAGGACCUUAGAAUAAAAUCAUUACUGCAGGCCGAACUCUUUAUGGUGAAGACAAGAUGAACUUCAGGUCCAUGUGCCCCUUUUAACUUCGAGCAUCUGCCCUUCUGAAGGUCUCCGCACAGCCCUGGUUAAGAUGAUAGAUAAGGAUGUUGCACUCGCUGGUUUAUCGGCGCUUUGCAAUGCCAAUGUUACAUCUAUUCAAAAACUUAGAGCCCAGGGUGGUGCUGCCAGUGCUGGCACUGUUGGAGGACCUGCCCAUCAGCAGCUGUUCGUCAGUAAUUUCAUCUCUUCAGUCUUGGAUGCAGAUGAAACCUGCGAGGUGUCAAGAAACAACUUUGACCGCCUCAAAAGACAUCUGGAAGGUGAUGCACUGUCAUGGGGCCCUACUGGUGCUGCAUGGCCAUUUGCACCGCUAUUUGGCUUCGCCACACGGCUAUUUGGCACUGCCGCACCGUCACCAGUCAUUGCCACACCUCCACGAGACCAUGCCACGCCUCCACCAGACCAUGUCAGACAUGAUUUAAUCCUUGACGAAGAUGAAUUCUUUGAACCUGGAUUCGACUACGAUUUCAGAGCGGUGAAAGACACUGUGACUUAUUACAGAGGUGAAGAGGAGUAUCAGCGCCCAUGCGGUUGGAAGCGUUUUGCCAUCAAGGUCCUGGAUAAGUACAGUGAUGGAAAUACCUGGCUGGGAAAUCCAUCCCGCAGCACCAAGUCAGUUCCAGGAGAGUGGCCUGUGUCCUACCACGGGACAUCACAGAGGGGUGCUGCUAGAAUCAUCGAGGGAUUCUACGAGUCAGGCGAUGGUGACACGUACGGCAGGGGGAUUUAUUCGACUCCAGACAUAUCUGAGGCGGACACAUAUUAUGCCAAAACAUUCAACGAAAAGGGCCAGGACUACAAAGUGAUUCUGCAGAAUCGUAUCAACCCGGAGAUCAGGAAGGUAUGCGAAAAAGCCAAAUACUGGCUGAUCUCCAUCCCCGCUGGAACAAGCAAAAAUGAUGAGCAGAAGAUGGUGGAGAGGGCCAUCCGUCCUUAUGGCCUGCUGCUGAAAGAGGUCUAACAGGUUGAGAAUGGUCACAACAAAAUAAAUCUGAGCAAUUACUUGUUUCCUGAGCUUUAUUUUGAAAAUACAGUGGCUGUGUUGUCUUUGACAAAGAAAUUGUCUUAAGUAGUUGAUGUCAAAUACUCUCUGAUGCUGUCAAACAUCAUAUAAUCAUAUAAAAUGACUAUAUAGCUCCAUAAUAGUGCGACUUUCUUGUACUGAAAUUUCUGCUUUGAUAAACCAUGCUACAAUUAAAUAAAGCACCUUAAACACA